UGUGUUUGCAUUUGCAAAAUAAAAUAACAUCAACGUUUAACGUGCGGGCAGUGUGUGUUUUAUUGUUUAUUGAACUGUGUAACCAGUCAUAUUUUGCACUAGUUGUAAAAUUAGUGGUACUGCUGCUGCAAGUAAAGUGAAAUUUACGGACGCAAUUUGUCUCUCACUUUCAUUGAUUAUGCGCAACCCCCACACUGCCAUUCCGUGGUAUAGAAAUUGCUAAACAAAAAUGAAGAAACCAAGUGUUUUUCUGUUGACAAACAUACUUUUCUGGUUACAAUUAAGUCUGGCAUCGAGUGUUCCGAAGGACUUGCCGGAUGGAGUCGUGGGAACAAGUCUCAACAAUAAAGUUCAAUCGCAGGACAAAACUGCCCUGCAAUUAAAGUUGAAUGCGACGGUGUCAAAUGUAAUUGCAGCGAUGGAUGAAACCUCAUUUCCUGAGGAGCAACCCAACCAGGAACACUCGAGAAAAGGGCGAAUUAUGCCUCGUAAAGGUGUCGACAUUAAUGCAACACUCGCUACAACGACUACAUCGACAGCAAUGACCCCGGCCUCUAACGCCACUGAAGCAAAACCACCAAACGUUGCUGCAGCGCCUGUGGGCAACACCAACAUUAGCAUUAGUAACAACAACAGCAUUAAUACUGCUUUAGUAAGCAGCAAUAAAACAACAAUCACUACUCCGAGUCCCCCAGCAAUAUCAGAUUCUUCCAAACCAAUUGUAUUACCUACUACUCAGAGUAGCACGACCUCAACCAUCACUACAACCACUACUACGAAAGCUCCGAAGAAGCCAAAAAUUACUUACUCAGUAGAUGAUGAACCAAAACUGCUCCAAGCGGCCAAACCUGGAUACAAUUCUGCCUCUUCCCUUGUAAACACUGGUCUUAGUACUGCUAACGGUCGCCUGCACGUAGAAGAACCAUUAGCGGAACUUUCGAGGGAAUACAUCCCACCGGCAGCGAUGCUGGAACCAUCCGGAGGGCACCGUGAAUACGUGGUUCCCGUGGUAACGCUCAUCUUCGCUAUCCCACUGUUGAUCGGACUGUUCCUGUUGUCCUACCGUCGAGCGAAAGAAUUCUGGCUGACCCGACACUACCGGCGGAUGGAUUUCCUCGUGGACGGCAUGUACAACUACUAAUGACGACACACGUUCCGGACGGGGUGACUCGGGCGACUACAAGUCGAAUCCCGCCGGGUCGUUAUGUGAUAACGAUGCUGUUCUGCGCGUGGGCUGUUUGAAGACCAACCAACCGAACCACACUAAACGCAUUUAGAGUUAAUUUGUUUUACGAAAGGGGUGUUUUUGAGUGUUUUUUUUUCGAGAAAAAUCGAACUAUUGAUUAUAAUGCUUGAUGUACAUUUCAUGCAUGCAACUCUCACGUAAACCGAGCUUAUUUAACAUGGCAUUUUAUAUCAAAAAUUUUCUGUGAGCUAAAUUUAUCUUGAAUUAAUUUGGCUGAACUGAAAUUAUUACACUCUAGUAGAGUGUAAGCUUAUCGGUUUGUAUGGAAAAUGCAUGCAAAUUAUUUUGUUUUGAUUGAAUCAUCUUAUUAUUAAAUUUGCUUGUACUUCAGAUAUGUUGCAAUCUUUUUUUCUUUCAUUGAUAUAUAAUGCUAAACGAUAACGAAGGCUGACCAACUUUUAAAACUUAUGUAGCAGCCCUGAUAAUCUUUUGAUUUUAUAUGAAGUGUGUUUGGUACUUUCUCAAGCUGCUAUUUGUUAAUAAUGAUAUAUUGUUUCUUGGAAGCACCAGAUUUGAUAUUCCCAAAACUAAAGUAAUCCAGUUAUCAUUUUUAUUAAAGUGCCUUUUCGGAUAAAUCAGAUAUCUAAGAGCAACAUAAGUGGAGAAAACAAAAAUCAUUCUUAAAAGCAACCCAUAUUAGUUCAUUAUCUUCCACUAGACCAUUACGAUUGGUAUAUGCUCAAAAUUGUAAAAAGAAAACGAUCAUGUACAGUUACACCUAGUUGAUACUGUUUAGUAGCAAAAUUUAACUGAACUAGCAAACUCUCGUUUCAUGCCGUGUAGACUCCUAUAGGAAGCAAUGCAAUCAAAUUAGUCUGUAGAUAAUGGGGAGAAUCAAAUCUAAACUAAAAACCAACCGAACUGCUGUAAGUCUGUUUCAAAGCUGUAAUAAUUUUGGUUGUUUUAUAUUUAGAACAAUAAAUAGAAAACUUACUAAAAGUGCUCAUCUUGUGCCGAAGUCCAUGCCAAUUACAUUGCGCCAGCAAGCGAAAAUAACGCGAAGGUUUCGAAAUCUGCGUGGAAAAAGCUUCUUUUGUUAAUGAUGUCUGCUAGAAACCUUAGGAAAAGACUAAAGAGCAGAGUUGACUAUAACUUUGAAAAUGUUUAGAUAAAAUCAAUGAAUAGUCGUGAAUUUUA
Molecule: messenger RNA, 2383 nt
Organism: Wyeomyia smithii (pitcher-plant mosquito)
Lineage: Eukaryota; Metazoa; Arthropoda; Insecta; Diptera; Culicidae
Product: mucin-5AC
Exons: 1
Coding region: 230-1141 (303 amino acids)
Source: RefSeq, a predicted model, not a curated record